This is a messenger RNA of Aspergillus affinis, 5016 nucleotides long. RefSeq lists its product as uncharacterized. The record is from RefSeq and is a predicted model, not a curated record. The coding region runs from base 1 to 5016 and encodes 1671 amino acids. Gene Ontology annotation, biological process: post-transcriptional regulation of gene expression. Gene Ontology annotation, molecular function: mRNA 3'-UTR binding. The transcript is spliced from 12 exons. Gene Ontology annotation, cellular component: cytoplasm. NCBI's taxonomy places the organism in Eukaryota, Fungi, Ascomycota, Eurotiomycetes, Eurotiales, Aspergillaceae.
AUGCUUAACAAGGCCUUGCCCGGUCAAGGCCCUCUAGGGAUUUCGUACUCUGAGGACUGGCAAGUUCUCGGUCCGUUUCGGUGCGGCACACGAGAAUCCGUCUGGGGUGCAGACCCGCUAGAGUUUGAGGGUGGAUUCUCCAAACUGCCAUUCAAUACUAGUGCGGUAUUCAACAGUGCUCUUGCUGUCAACGGAACUGCUAAAUGGGGGUUGCUUAGAGCUGACACAUCGGCCUCUUCGGAUCAAGCAAAAGCCAAGCUAGUAGUGAAAUUCCCUGAUAUAGACUGGGGUCAUUUUGGCUCCGUUUAUGGAUGGUCUGGUUUGCAAUACCAGGCCUGGGCGCGCGGUCAUUUGAAACUGAACAAAAGAAUCAACCAGAAUGUUGCCAUCUUUAGUGAGGGGAUACUAGAAUUCUCCAUCAACGGUCAACGGCAUUUUGGCGGCGAUGUGUAUGGCUACCACAGAGUGCCCAUCAUCCUAAGCCUGCCACCAGGUGAUAAUGUGAUAGAACUACGGUUAGUUCGUGAUGUUCGGGCAAUGGGCGGCAUAGGAGAACCCAUCAUUGAGGUCGCAAUAGAAGCAGAUAUACGCCAUGAUUAUCUUACCGUGGAUGAGCAUAGUCUGAUCCUACCAGAAUUGACCGAUAGAACACUUGGCAGCUCGUGGGCAUCGGUGAAUGUACAAAACAACAUUCCUGAUCCAAUCGAAAUUCUCUCCAUCGAGUCUUCCGAUGGCGACCAACUCCAACUAACCGCGGAGAAGACAUCACGUCUAUCUCCAUACCAAACCAGGCCUGUCGUAUUUCAGGUUCGUGCCGGACAUACUCCGACAAAUGAGGUCUCCGCCGAAAUAUGCUAUAGAGUACGAAAACGAGACAGCCAAAUUCGAUGUACUCGGCCGUUCGGGAUCAAAUUACCCCAAAGACUCUUAUCAGAAGCUCAAAGGAUCACCUAUCUACACCCGGCGAACAUCGUCUCGUAUGCCAUAUUGCGCGCCCCACCAAAACAGUUCUGUCAAGGGAACGAGUCCCUUCCGGUCAUAGUUGCGCUCCAUGGUGCAGGGCUCGAAGCAGAUAACAUGCAAGUACGCCGAAUGUUGGAUGCUGCGUAUGGGCUUUGCGCAUGGAUGCUGUUUCCAAGCGGUACCACCUCCUGGAGUGGUGAUGAUUGGCGUCAAGGUGCAUGGUAUCUUGCCACUCACUACCCCGACAACGUUAUUGCCCUGGCGCCCGUGUCGGGAUAUUCGUCAAUAGAAAACUACGUACCUUAUGCCAUGUGGCAGGAAUCCGAGCCUUUACUCUUCUCUGUUCUCCAAAAGUCACGCUCCAGUUUCAGGCAUGAACUGCUGCUGAGCAACAUCGCUGGAAUCCCAGUAUUACAGCAGCAUGGCGCAAUUGAUGACAAUGUCCCAGUAUAUCACUCUCGCCUCAUGCACCAGCUACUAGGAGAAGAACAUUGGCCGUCCGAGUACGAGGAAAUAGCCGGGAAAAAUCAUUGGUAUGAAGGGGUGAUGACAUCCUCGGCCCUCUUGAGGUUCUACCGAGAACAUGCUCGUUCCGAAUCUCACUCGACGGUCCCCACUUCAUUCAUAGUGACCAUACCGUCCUGUGGGUAUAUAUCAUCUAAGGGUGGCAUUUUUGUUGAUCAACUACAAUCACCUGAUGUGGAUGGCCAAAUAGAAGUUACCCGAGACAUCAAUAGUGGAGUGUGGUAUCUCAAGACUCGAAACAUACAUCGUUUUCACCUCUCAGGCAAUCAAGACCGUGCAGAACUGCCUACUUCCUUGGUACUUGAUGGCGCAAAAGACCCCUUCGAGAUCAACAGAGACCAGCACAAACAAACUUGGUUUGUCAAGGAUGCACGAGGCAAAUGGAAUUUGUCCCAAAAUCACACCUGGAAGAGUUUAGCUCAAAGACAUGGUCGUCAGCUUGGUGCGAUGGAUGCUAUUUUAUACUCGGAAGGAACAUUCACAAUCGCCUCGUGCUCGCCUGAAGUUGAGCACAUCGCACUUCAAACCAGCCGUAACCUUUUACAAUAUUUCGGUGCAGAUUCAUUCUUAACACAAUGCAACGAUACUGUUUCCCGCACAGUCCACAAAGACCGGCAGCUGAUAGAUGGCAAUAUCUUGACUCUUGCGUUAGGAAACGAUCUACCGCACUCGGAACUCAAGGCAUUCCCAAUUACUGCGAGUGAGGGCCAAUUGGUUUUGUAUAAGAAGUUACACUAUUUUGAACCUGAACAACAUGAUUACUUUGGAGGGAAUCAAGAACGCGUCGACUUUCGCUACGAAUUCGAGGCUGGAAUGGGCGCGCUCUUUCUUCGCCCAUUAGAGAAUGAACGACUUGAGCUUGUGGUAUGGGGGGCAGAUAUAUCUGGCCUGGAACAAGCUGCACGUCUUGUUCCCACACUUACUGGAGUUGGGUCCCCUAAUGCUAGCCACAAGAAUUCCGAGGGAAUAAUGCCUUUGACCGAUGAAAGUAUUGAAUCGAGUAUCCACGAGAGAAGCUUAUCAUUUGACUGCGAAGGAUCGAGCAAGAAGAGUUUGGCCGGCUCCGGCGGCCAUCUUGAACCUUUGUUGUCCUGCAAAUUGGGGAAUUUCAAAACCGUGGCUGGUGAAGCUGGAGAUAACCCCUCAAACAAGAAGCAGAAGUUGGACCAUUUGAAUACCCACACAGUCACCGAGGCUUCUGAAAUGGAGAAACUGCUUGCCAAACUUUCUCCCAGACCCCAGUCGACAGGCGUCAAAUCUUUUGUGGAUUUGGAAGCUCUCGCCAAGAUACCUGAGCAGCAAAAUUGCUCUGACGGGGGAAAGCGUGUUUUCACAGGCAAUAGCGAAAUUCCAGAGGGCUAUGUGGAUGCCACCAAGCUUGUUAGCAUGUUGCCCAGCACUCCCACACCCAAGCCGUUUGAUAUUUCUACUUUAAUAGACCCUGCUGAAACAGAUAUGACACAGACAGGGGCCUCGGAAGUGUUUCGCUUGAAGCAAGAAUUGCUUGCUGCCAACUCGAAAAUCGCGCUGCAGGAACAAGAGCUGGCUCAAACCCGAGUUAUCAAGCAUACUUUGGAUCAAGCCCUUGGCCCUCCCUCUGAAGCGGAAUUCAAUGGCCGUGAAGUGACCGAGCAGACAAUCAGUCACUUACAGAAUGCGUUCAACGCAACCAGUCCGCCAUUCAACCAACUGCUGGACGGAUGGACUGGACAAGAUGACUCUCAAUCGGAUAUCUCGGAUGCUCUUUCCGCUGGAGCAUACAGCAGAGCUCAAAGGUUCUGGAUUUCCCCUACUCAACACUCAUUCAGCAUGGGCUCCAGUUCCUCAAAUCCCGACAAAUCCUACGGGGAUGCUUUACCAGUUCCUUGUAGCUCAUUGAGCCAGGAAUCAAGCAGACUAUGGGGCACGUCAAUCCACACCCCCAACAUUCCUGGACACACUUCUCUUCAAUCAAACCGGGUGUUCUCCAGCAGCUCAUCCGGGCCUAACAAUUUUGAUGCACGACUUCCCGGGGAGCAGGCUCGAUACCUUCAGGGACCAGGUCUUGGGUCACGUAGGCCUGUUUCCCAAUCCAACCGUGGUGGAUCUUGCUUCCCAGCGCAGAACUCUCCCUGGGGCACAUUCACGAAUGGCUCUCCAAACAACCCUGCUCCUAGGUCACCACCCGGCCGACAUGGGAAUACUUACCAACAAGUUGGCCUAUAUCCAGUUCCCUCGUAUCAUCAACAACCGGCUGGGACUCCGCUUUCCCCAACGGCGGCUGAGUUCACUUCGGCCACGAACACGGGUGUUGUACCAUGGACAUCCUCACCGGUUGGAGGGACGCCCGCCCAUACUUAUGUUUCGCCCCUGGAGCCCCUGAAUUAUCGACGGCUUCUGGACAAAAAUGUUUCCUGCGAUUGGAGAUAUAUUGUGGAUAAGAUAGUCUGCAAUAACGACCAGCAAGCUUCUAUUUUUCUUCAACAAAAACUCAAAGUUGGAACAGCGGAGCAAAAGUACGACAUUAUAGAGGCAAUCGUACACCAGGCCUAUCCCCUUAUGAUCAACCGUUUCGGGAACUUCCUCGUGCAACGAUGCUUCGAACAUGGAACCCCAGAGCAAAUAAUCGCCAUCGCCAAUGCGAUAAAAGGCAAUACUCUAAGUCUUAGCAUGGAUCCAUUUGGAUGUCAUGUUAUCCAAAAGGCGUUUGAUUGCGUACCUGAGGAGCCAAAAGCCAUGAUGGUCCAUGAACUCUUGCGGAGAAUUCCUGAAACAGUAAUUCACAGAUACGCUUGUCAUGUCUGGCAGAAGCUUUUUGAAUUACGCUGGAGCGGUGAGCCUCCGCAAAUAAUGGCCAAAGUCAAUGAUGCACUGUGUGGGAUGUGGCAUGAAGUUGCUCUCGGAGAAACUGGAAGUCUUGUGGUCCAGAAUAUCUUUGAAAAUUGUGUAGAGGAUGAAAAGCGCCCAGCAAUUGAAGAAGUGCUAGCGAAAAUUGAUAUACUUGCCCAUGGGCAGUUCGGAAACUGGUGCAUUCAGCACAUAUGUGAGCAUGGUGCACCUCAUGACAAAAACCGUGCUGUUGAGCACAUUGUUCUCUGGGCAGUUGAUUACAGCAUGGAUCAAUUCGCGUCAAAGAUCGUAGAGAAAUGUCUGAAGAUAGGGGGCUCUGAGUUCUUGGAUCGCUAUCUUGCUCGAGUGUGCACCGGACGUACCGAUCGGCCGAGAAUGCCUUUGAUUGACAUUGCCGGUGAUCAGUAUGGGAACUAUCUCAUUCAAUGGAUUUUAAUGAAUGCUGCACCUCACCAUCGUGAGCUGGUAGCAAGUCAUAUAAGGAAGCACAUGGUCUCACUCCGCGGAUCAAAAUUUGGCUCACGCGUAGCCAUGUUAUGCUGCAACCCAUCUCAUGCAACACGUCCCGGACCAGGGGCGGGCAUACAGAUAGGCCGAUUCAACAACUUUGGCGACGAGCGCUUCCAGGUGUCAGGACAACAUGGUGCACGCUUUGGUCGCGGAAAUCAAUGGAACCCUGGCUAUCCACCUUUCCGCUAA